Molecule: messenger RNA, 765 nt
Organism: Amphimedon queenslandica
Lineage: Eukaryota; Metazoa; Porifera; Demospongiae; Haplosclerida; Niphatidae
Product: protein arginine N-methyltransferase 1-like
Exons: 7
Biological process (GO): peptidyl-arginine methylation, to asymmetrical-dimethyl arginine; chromatin remodeling
Cellular component (GO): nucleus
Molecular function (GO): protein-arginine N-methyltransferase activity; histone methyltransferase activity
Source: RefSeq, a predicted model, not a curated record
UUGAGCAUGUUUGCUGUACGGGCAGGAGCUAAGCAUGUUUAUGGAGUGGAUUGUUCUAAUAUUAUUAAUCAAGCUCGUGACAUUAUUCGUGACAAUGGGAUGACCGAUCGGGUUACGUUAAUAAAAGGGAAAAUGGAAGAGAUUGAGCUACCAAUCAAACAUGUUGAUGUAAUCGUGUCUGAAUGGAUGGGAUACUGCCUCUUUUAUGAGAGCAUGCUAGACACUGUUAUAUUUGCUAGGGACAAGUUCCUGAAACCUGGUGGAUUGCUGUUUCCUGACAGAGCAUCACUUUAUGUGACAGCCAUUGAAGACAGGAAGUAUAAAGAUGAUAAGAUAUACUGGUGGGAAUCAGUUUAUGGUUUUAACAUGAGCAGCAUUAGGGACAUUGCACUGAAGGAGCCAUUGGUUGAUGUAGUGGACAAUAGACAGGUUUGCUGUGAUCACUGUCUUGUGAAAGAGAUUGAUCUUAACACAGUCAAAUCUGAAGAUUUAUCAUUUUCAUCUCCGUACAUAUUGACAGCAACCCAUAACGAUUAUCUUGAUGCUCUGGUAGCCUAUUUUACUGUGGACUUCACCAAAUGUCACAAACGUACCACCAUUACCACCUCCCCUGCCGCUCGCUAUACUCACUGGAAACAGACUGUCUUAUAUAUCGAGGACUGCCUCACUGUUAAAAUGGGAGAGCAAUUGUCUGGUACAAUUACUGUUGGAAAGAACCCCAAAAAUAAGGUAAUUAUGGGGGUGUGGUCAAUGACUAUCUAAUUA